Messenger RNA from Wyeomyia smithii (pitcher-plant mosquito), 806 nucleotides. RefSeq lists its product as uncharacterized. The coding region runs from base 51 to 806 and encodes 251 amino acids. The record is from RefSeq and is a predicted model, not a curated record. The transcript is spliced from 2 exons. NCBI's taxonomy places the organism in Eukaryota, Metazoa, Arthropoda, Insecta, Diptera, Culicidae.
UACAUGCUAUUGAGGAUCAAGGCGAAGAAGAACAAGUUUAACUUGUGGAGAUGGUUUCUUCUGGUAACGAUUCCGAUGAGUUGAUCUGGGCCAAAGUAGGUGACGUUCUUAUCGAGAUGCAAAUAGACUCGGGGGUUCAAUCGAACAUCAUUGACGAUCGGACAUGGGACUCGAUGAACCGGAAUGGAAUUGACGUGAUUGGAGAGAUUCGUGGGUCUGACCGAAGGUUCAAGGCGUAUGCUCAAGCAGAUUGCUUAGAAGUAAUUGCUAUGUUUGAUGCAGAAAUCGUCAUUCCAGAUGGACACAAGCAGCUCAAAGCUGUGUCACGUUUUUAUGUUGUGAGAAACGGACCUCAGCCUCUGUUGGGAAAGCAGACGGCGAAGCAAUUAGGGGUGUUAGUGGUCGGAUUGCCCAGUCAGCGGGAACUGGUCCAUCAAGUCGAUGCCUGUCGGAUAUUCCCUUGUAUCCGAGGGGUGAAAAUAAUUAUUCCUGUAGAUAAGUCGAUCGAACCAGUUGAUCAGCGUCUCCGCCGUUUACUAUUACCGAUGUUGGGGAAGGUAGAUGAAAAACUGAACGAUUUGCUGUCCAAAGAUAUAAUUGAGAGGGUGUCUGAACCGAGCCGUUGGGUGUCACCAAUGGUUAUAGUGGUCAAGGACAACGGAGACAUAAGACUUUGUAUCGAUAUGCGGCGGCUUAACAAAGCAAUACUCCGAGAGACACAUCCAUUACCUACGAUAGAGGAGGUACGUUGGAGAUUGAUUGAAUUGAACUACUUUUAUUACCCACCGCGGACUUUUCCGGUAUAA